CCCCCUCCUGUCUAUCACACGAGCCGGGAGCUUGGAAUCCUUGUCGUUUCUAGCAUGUUUGGCAUUUUUUGGGUUCCUUUCUCUCUUCCUGAUUACUUUGAGCUUGGAUCGAGCUGGAGAGGAGGAUAGCCCAGAGCUUGGCUGACUCUGAUCAUGGCAAAGGGGGGCUUUUCCUUCAUUUCGCUUCUUUUUGGUGAUCCUUCCAUAGAGGGUGAUCAUGGAUCUCUCGUUGUAUGGGCUGAUCUGGCGUUUUCAGCUUGGGGUCGGACCACUAAGGAGACUGUGGAUCUCUUUACAACUUAUUGGACUGUUUUUACUGUUAAAUAGCCCCCCCAUUCCCCCUUUUUCCUCAUUGUCUAUAAUGAUCAGAUUUUUUAUUUUAUUUUUAUAUAUUUAUAUCACCAUUCAUUGUUCACCAGCCAGAGAAACUUUGAAAACUUCACUUUUUUAUUUAUUUUUUAUUGAUUUGCUCUUUGUUGCCUCCCCACCCACCUCCAUCUCCCCCCAGCCUGUGUUCUGCUCGGUUCCUCUAUCCAUCAGUUGCUGAGUCCUCCUUUGUGGAGUGAGGCUUGGAGGAGCCUCUCCUUACCCUCCUGUAUCAAACAUGGAUCCCAAUGGUUGGAGUGAAGCCGGCAGUCCGGCAGAAAGUACAGGGGACCUGGGAGACUCCAUGGAGAAGAGCUUGGACAAUGACGCAGAAGGAGUGUGGAGUCCAGACAUUGAACAAAGUUUCCAGGAGGCAUUGGCGAUAUACCCACCAUGUGGGAGGCGUAAAAUUAUUCUGUCUGAUGAGGGCAAGAUGUACGGCCGGAAUGAGUUAAUAGCCAGAUAUAUAAAACUACGGACAGGAAAGACGCGCACAAGGAAACAGGUGUCUAGUCACAUCCAAGUUCUAGCACGGAGGAAGUCUCGAGAGAUCCAGUCCAAGCUUAAGGCUAUGAACAUGGAUCAGGUAGCAAAAGAUAAAGCCCUACAGAGUAUGGCAGCCAUGUCUUCAGCACAACUAAUUUCUGCAACAUCCAUUCAGAAUAAGCUAGGAGUACCCAACAUAUCACAGUCCCCAUUCCCUCCCAAUGCAGGGUCUCCAGAAUUUUUCCAGUUCUGGCCUGGAGGAGCUGGCCCACCCCGGCCGACACAAGAUGUUAAGCCGUUUUCCCAGCCUCCAUACCCCAUGCAGCCCGUUGCCCCCCCUCCUGCUGUACCAGGUUAUAAUGCCAGUCCUGCCAGUCUGUCUCCGGUACCUACAGGGCCUGCAUGGCAAGGCCGCUCUAUUGGCACACCUAAGCUGCGUUUAGUGGAAUUCAUGGCCUUUAUGGAACAGCAAGGAGAACCUGAUGCAUUUGUACAUUUUUCUCCACAGUACAACAAGCAUCUGUAUGUACAUAUCAGCCAGUCGAAUCCCUCCUAUAGUGAUGCAUUACUGGAGUCUGUGGAUGUGCGUCAGAUUUACGACAAGUUUCCUGAAAAGAAGGGAGGACUUAAAGAGCUAUAUGAGAAGGGGCCACCCAAUGCCUUCUUUUUGGUCAAGUUCUGGGCUGACCUCAAUACCAGCAUUCAGGAUGAGCCAGGAAUAUUUUAUGGUGUAAGCAGCCAGUAUGAGAGCUCAGAAAAUAUGACCAUCACCUGUUCCUCCAAAGUCUGCUCCUUUGGAAAACAAGUAGUAGAGAAAGUAGAGACAGAGUAUGCUCGGUUUGAAAAUGGACGUUUUCUUUAUCGCAUUCAUCGCUCGCCCAUGUGUGAAUAUCUCAUCAAUUUCAUCCACAAAUUAAAGCAGCUUCCAGAAAAAUAUAUGAUGAACAGUGUGUUAGAAAACUUUACUAUACUACAGGUGGUUACAAAUCGGGACACUCAAGAAUUGCUCCUCUGCAUAGCCUACGUAUUUGAAGUGUCCACCAGUGAACAUGGAGCUCAGCAUCACAUCUACAGGCUGGUGAAAGACUGAGCUAUAGAAAACCCUUCCUUAUGACUCAGCCAUGUGGGACUUGGCUGUCUUUGGCAGUCUCAGAGGCAUCUCACAUUCUCUUUGAGCCUCUCAAACCUUUUCCAAGAUGAAGAGACUAGGGCGAAACAGGGAUGGAACCCUUAAAUAGAAGAAGAAGCAUGGACAUGAGGGGGAAGGGCCAUGAAACCACAAAGACCUCACCCUAACAGAACCUUCUGUGUUUUAUGUUUUGAGCCAAAAGGAAUAUAUAUAAAUAUCUAUAUAUAUAUAAAUAUAAAUAUGUUUGUGUGUGAAACAGUUUCCAAACCUGGAAAACCAUGUAGAAGCCGCAACUGUCAUAAGGUGUUUUGUUUUAUUUUAAAUGUUAUUUUUAUUUUUUACAUAUGUUGCUGCCAAGUGCAUCAGUUCAAGGUACGGCGCCAUUUUUUGAGAAGGCUGUGGAGGAUUCAGUGGGAUAGGAGAUUUGUAUUAACACUCCUUGUCUCACUUUUAUUUUUUUUGCUUCUUGGACCCCACUGAAAUGUAACUCCUGCACUUUCCGUGGUCAAAACUUUGUAGCUAUAUCCACCAUAAUAGCCCACUAAUGUGUUUUUUUUUUUUUUUGUUAAUAGCUUGCACAGUAUUUUAACCUGGUUCACGUUUCAACCUCAUGUUGUGUGUGGCCAGCUCAUAGAACUAAGAGAUCCUAUUUAACAUAUCAGGGAGUAGCAGAAAGCAAAUUCUACUGUGUGGGUUAAAUGCACCUUUUUGGUCUUCGAUGUGUUAAAGUUUAUAAGAAUGCUGAUGCAUUUAAUCUUCAAUAUGGACUUGUGAAGUUUUUGUGGGAAUUCAGAAGGUGGUAUAUAAUGUGACUCAAUCAUGAUUAGUUAAGCCAUUUUCCUUCUUGCCAAGAAAAUGUAGAAUUUUGGUGAAUGGCCAAAGUGAAUAUUGACAACUGGUCCUUGACUGUUUUGUUGAGUAUGAAUGAAAGACCAAUAGAAGUUCAAAUUUUUAUUUUCAUAUUAAAGUGGGCGCUUCCAACAAGUGUCAUGGUGGCACUUCUAACAAGUUACCCUGAGCACAAACAAAGACGUGUCAUGAAGACAAAUGCUAAAGACUUUUGGUAUUGACCAGCUGGACUUUUGUAAAGAAGGACUCUUACAAGGCAUGUAUAUUGACUCUCACCCUCUUGUGUCACAAAUUCAGUGCCUAAAAUUUGAGUGGAAAAUACAUAUUUUUUUGUAUUGAAAACCAAGAUUAUUUUUCCUAGGUGGAUUUGAUAUUGUUAUGAAAAUAACAUACUUGACUGGCAGCCCACAAUCUGCAUGCCUUUCCCUUCCUCCUAAAAAAAAAAAAAAGGCCAAAUCAUUUUUUUCUUUUUUGAGCAUGGGGAAGAAUUGGUCCUUUACACUGCAGUGUGCUGAUUUUGUCUUUUUUUUAUGGUGGUAAAGCUGGAGGUGUAUCAGCAUUUCAUGUGAUUAAUAAUGAUGCAAUAUGGAAUGUGUGUUACUCAUCUCUGCAAACUGUACAUGGGGCAUUUAUUUAUCCACUUUUGUAGAGUUUAGGAGUACUAUGAUCCCUACAGCUUCUGUGAACGUGUCAUGUAAGCCACUACUGUCAUAUGUAUGGACUCAUUUUAAAUUCAUAGAAGGUAGAAGAUAUCACCAUAUUUAGGUCACUUGUUAUUUUGUGGUUGCAGCGUGCCAAAGGUAUCCAUAAACAGGCCAGGUCUGUUGUCCAGCACUUGCCAUGUUAAAGGACAAUUUGGCAGCAGACCUGGGACACCUAAAUUAUAAUCUGGACCAAUCUUGCUGGAGUUUUGUGGUAAUUUGUUUUUGGCGUACAUAGCAUUCAGCAUCAUAACACUAAAACAUGUUCUCAAAUUUGUACUGUUGUCUAAUGUCUGACUGUCAUCUGUAGUUUAUGGGUGCCUUAAAAUUAGCAGAGCUCCUAAACACCAUAUGUAUCAAACCAAAGAUAUACCGGCUAUGGUUAUCUACUGAUCUUCUCUCCAGUGGAAUCUUUUGGUCCCCAGAUACAACCAACCUACUCUUAAUUUAUAGGAUUGCAUAGCUUGCAACCUCCAUUUUGUGCACAAAUUACAGUGUGCCAUAUUCAUUCUUAUUAUAUAGGUCAUAUUUUCAUCCGGAGCCCGUAUUUAUCGAAAUAAAGUCAAGUGCCCAGAUUACAGGCAAUUUUAUUAUACAAUAUGCUUUUAUAGGGAUUAUGGAAGUUUGUGAAGCUAGACAGAAGUGUGGAAUAAGCACUGCAUAAAAAGGGUAUUUAAAUUAUUAUUUUUUUAUCAAUGACAUAGAUUUGUCUUAAUAGAUUGGCUUGUGUAACAUUCUGUUGAAUCUUCUAUUUGGAACUUAAGGUUUUAACUAUCAGAUGCAGGUUUUAAUAAAAGAAAACACAAGCUAAUGCA
Molecule: messenger RNA, 4346 nt
Organism: Rana temporaria (common frog)
Lineage: Eukaryota; Metazoa; Chordata; Amphibia; Anura; Ranidae
Product: transcriptional enhancer factor TEF-1-like
Exons: 13
Coding region: 605-1942 (445 amino acids)
Biological process (GO): regulation of transcription by RNA polymerase II; hippo signaling; embryonic organ development
Cellular component (GO): transcription regulator complex
Molecular function (GO): RNA polymerase II cis-regulatory region sequence-specific DNA binding; DNA-binding transcription factor activity, RNA polymerase II-specific
Source: RefSeq, a predicted model, not a curated record